AUGGCGAUCUGUACUUAUAACGCACGUACGCUUGCAUCGGAAGCGGCCAUCGAAGAUCUGAUGAUGCAAGCCAAGAAGAUCAAGUACGACGUCAUCGGACUGACCGAGACGAGACGACGUCACCCUCUCAACGCCGUAUAUGAAACUGGAGAAGAACUGUUCUUAGGAACAUGCGACAGUAGAGGUGUUGGUGGAGUUAGCGUCCUCGUCAACACGAGUAUGGCAAUGAACAUCGGCUCUUUUGAACAACUUACGACCCGAAUCGGACGUCUGCGGAUGAGAAGAUGUGGCCCAAUACCAGCUUUGACUAUCUUCGUCGUUUACGCUCCAACAUCAAGCUACGAAGAAGAAGAAGUCGAAGCUUUCUAUAUGGACCUGGAGAAGUUCUACCAAGAAGAUCAUGCCUUCUACAAGGUCAUAGUUGGCGAUUUCAACGCUAAGGUUGGCCCAAGAAGAACGCCGGAGGAACUUCACAUCGGGACCCACGGCCUACAAUGGAAUGACCAUGGAGAGAGGCUCUCCGAGUUCAUCAUGACGACUAAAACCAUCCAUGGGAACUCGCAAUUUCAGAAGCCCUCUUCUUUACGCUGGACGUGGGAGUCACCCGGUGGAGGGUACCGUAAUGAAAUAGACCACAUCAUCGUCAAUAAAAGGUUCUGCCUGACGGACGUCGGUGUUGUACCAAAGUUCUAUACGGGAUCGGACCAUCGCCUCCUCCGAGGAAGAUUUUCCUUCACAAGGAGAGCAGAGAAAGCCGCCAAGUUCAGAGAGAGAAAUCCCAGGACUACCAUCAACUGGGAUCUCUUCGCUACGCUAGCCGGCUUUUGGGAAGAUCCUGUAAUGGACAACAUCGACGAGGAAUAUGACCGGCUUGUCGAACACCUUCACGACUGCGCGAAGAAGGCUGAGAGUUUUAAAACCACCAAGAGGCGCCUGUCUCUUGAAACUCUUGAGCUGAUACGCCAGCGUGGAGCAGCACGAGCCGCAGGGAACCAAGAACUCACGUCCGAGCUCGCAAGGCUUUGCCGAGAGGCGAUAAAGGAAGACCUUAAAGAGAGAAGAGCAGAAGUGCUGGCUGAAGCUGCAGAGGCGGGGAAAAGCAUCCGCUAUGCCCGUCGAGACUUCGCCAGUCGCCAGACGAGGAUGACUGCUCUCCGGAAUCCAAAGGGAACAGCCAUUGCAUCGAGAAGGGGGAUGGAGAAAAUCAUCUACGACUUCUACUCUGAUCUCUUCGACAGCCAUGUUCACUUGCGUCCUCAUCAUCUGAGGAAGACAGACUAA
Molecule: messenger RNA, 1281 nt
Organism: Necator americanus (New World hookworm)
Lineage: Eukaryota; Metazoa; Nematoda; Chromadorea; Rhabditida; Ancylostomatidae
Exons: 1
Coding region: 1-1281 (426 amino acids)
Molecular function (GO): catalytic activity
Source: RefSeq, a predicted model, not a curated record